UGGAGAAUUUUGUGAUGAUCAAGGAAUGAAGUACAUAGAUACUUUACGCAUUAAUAUACCUGAUACCAAACAUGGCCUUGACCGACCAAUAAAAUUUUCAUUAACUUUCGGUCAAUUAGAAUACAAAGCAUCGGCAUAUAAUGAAAAAACAGGAAAAUUAUAUAAAAAAAUAAAGUUUUAUGUGGAAGAAUAA
Messenger RNA from Dentiscutata heterogama, 193 nucleotides. NCBI's taxonomy places the organism in Eukaryota, Fungi, Glomeromycota, Glomeromycetes, Diversisporales, Gigasporaceae. The record is from the annotation of a GenBank genome assembly.